CUGACAGUACUGCCGUAUUAGUUUAGCGUUUUAGAGUAAUCAAAGAUAAAAAUAUUCAUAAAUAAAGUUCACAAUAAAUAAUUUAAAAAUUAUUUAUUAAUUAUAGUAAAAAAUAUUCAAUUUAAUACAUAAUGGAUGUUUUUUUAAUGAUAAGAAGGAAGAAAACAACAAUUUUCACCGACGCUAAAGAUAAUACGACAGUAUUAGAACUUAAAAAAAUAAUUGAAGGUAUUUUAAAAAUUCCUCCAACGAAUCAACAACUAUUUAAUAAAGAUCACAUAGAGAUGUUAGAUGGUAAAUCGUUGUCUGAUUAUGGCUUAACAUCAGCUACGGCAAAAGCACAGUGUCCAGCAUUAGUGGGGCUAUCUUUACGUCAAGAAAAUGGACAUUUUGAACCCCUUGACAUUACUCCAUAUUCAGUACCUCCUGAUUUGCCUGAUGUCAUGAAGUCACAAGAAGCGAAUGGUCAAGAGCAAUCACCUUGAAAGUUUCAUUUCUCCAAAGUUAAUCAGUGACUGAUACGUGAUCGCUGCUAGUACUAGCAACGAGCUCUCUAAAUUGAAAAUUGCAAUUUAAAUAAAGUUAUAAUCUGUAAAA
Molecule: messenger RNA, 597 nt
Organism: Chelonus insularis
Lineage: Eukaryota; Metazoa; Arthropoda; Insecta; Hymenoptera; Braconidae
Gene: EloB
Product: elongin B
Exons: 3
Coding region: 132-485 (117 amino acids)
Biological process (GO): transcription elongation by RNA polymerase II
Cellular component (GO): VCB complex; elongin complex
Molecular function (GO): protein binding
Source: RefSeq, a predicted model, not a curated record